Molecule: messenger RNA, 1314 nt
Organism: Triticum aestivum (bread wheat)
Lineage: Eukaryota; Viridiplantae; Streptophyta; Magnoliopsida; Poales; Poaceae
Product: aspartic proteinase nepenthesin-1-like
Exons: 1
Coding region: 1-1281 (426 amino acids)
Cellular component (GO): extracellular region
Source: RefSeq, a predicted model, not a curated record
AUGGCUCGGCCAGCCGCGGCGUUAGCGACAGUGCUCGCACCGCUCCUCCUGCCGUCAGUGGCCGAGGCGGCAGUCGGUGGCCGGACGCCGGCACACAUUCCUCAGCUUGGGCAGGAGCUGUGGAGAAAGCCAGCAAAGUCCGCUCCGAAGGCCGUGAUCAAUCGUCCCUUCCGUGCGCCGGACAAGGACCGGCUGGGGAGCGCGGCCACCGACAACGCCGGGCUCGUCGUCUACAAGAUCUCCGUCGGCGUCGCGGAGGAGGUCUUCUCCGGCGUCGUCGACGUCGCCACCGAUUUCAUCUGGGCGCAGUGCCCGGUGUCGUCGGAUUUCACUGAAGUCUUCUGCUUCAGCCAGACUUGCCAGCUGGCGCUCGACGAGGAGGACGCCUGCGGAAACAGCACCAGCUUCACCUGCCCGUACGCGUACCAGUACGGACCGGGGAUCAGCACCACCGGCUACAUCUCCGCCGAGGAGGUCACCGCCGUCGGGACGCACAUCACCGGCCGGGCGUUGUUCGGCUGCAGCCUCGCCAGCACGGUGCCACUCGACGGCGAGUCCGGCGUUCUUGGGUUCAGCAGGGGGCCCUACUCCCUCCUGUCGCAGCUCAAGAUCUCAAGGUUCUCCUACUUCAUGCUGCCCGACGACGCCGACAAGCCUGACUCCGAGAGCGUCCUCCUCCUCGGCGACGACGCGGUGCCCCAGACCAACAGCAGCCGCUCCACGCCGCUGCUCCGGAACGAAGCGUACCCCGACCUGUACUAUGUCAAACUCACCGGCAUCAAGGUCGACGACAAGUCCCUGAGUGGCAUCCCGGCGGGGACGUUCGACCUGGCCGCCAACGGCUGCUCCGGUGGGGUGGUCAUGAGCACGCUCUCCCCCAUCACCUACCUCCAGCCGGCCGCCUACAACGCCUUGACGCGGGCGCUGGCGAGCAAGAUCAAGUCACAGCCAGUCCGCCCAAAAGCCGACGACGUGGCCGAUCUGCGGCUGUGCUACAACAUCCAGUCGGUCGCCAACCUGACGUUCCCCAAGAUCACGCUGGUGUUUCACGGCGUUGACGGCAGGCCGGCGCCCAUGGAGCUCACUACGGCGCACUACUUCAUCAGGGAAAACUCCACCGGGCUGCAGUGCCUCACCAUGCUGCCCACGCCGGCGGGCUCGCCGGUCAGCUCCGUCCUGGGAAGCCUGCUGCAGACGGGCACCCACAUGAUCUACGACCUCCGCGGCGGCUCGCUGACUUUCGAGAAGGGCGGGUCGCCGGCGGCUUCCGAGACUAUAUGACAUGUUGAGUUUCUCAUUUUCUCGCCACCUUGU